CCAGGUGGCGCACAACGAAAUACCGUGAGAUAAGUGAUACCGCGAGUCAAGUGAUGUUGUGUAUAUAGAGUACAAAAGAUAAACAAAGUAAAUACAAAGCAAUUAUUUUGUUCUUUAAUGGUACCAUUUCCAUGGGAGUGUGGUUUAAACAGACUGGGCCGUAAAAGCUUGGGGCCGAAAAAGCCUGCUACCGGACCGAUAGGGCUUACACCUAACUGUCUGAAUUGGACGCCAUCUUGAAAUCACAAAGAAAGAGUGACACAACUUUAAGAUAUCAAUAAAGUAUUUACAGAAUGGGAACCAGAGUGUAUAUUGGCCGGGUAUCCAAUCAUGCACGGGAACGUGAUGUGGAGAAGUUCUUUAAAGGUUAUGGGAAAAUCAGAGACAUCAUGCUCAAGAAUGGCUAUUGCUUUGUGGAGUUUGAUGAUGACAGAGAUGCUGAAGAUGCAGUGUAUGAGCUCAAUGGAAAAGAACUGUGUGGGGAAAGGGUGGUGAUUGAGCAUGCCCGUGGCACAAGGAGGGACGCUGGUGGAUACGGGGGUGGUUACGGAGGGGGAUAUGGAGGGGGACGGUCCACGCGCAGGGACCCAUCCUGGCUAAACAAAAAUAGACGAUCUGACGGCCUUGGCGCCACGCGGUAUGGGGCCCCUAUUCGAACAGAUUAUCGUAUAAUUGUGGAAAACCUAUCCUCCAGGGCUAGUUGGCAGGAUUUAAAGGACUACAUGCGCCAAGCAGGGGAAGUCACAUAUGCUGAUGCUCACAAGCAGAGGAAAAAUGAAGGAGUGGUUGAUUUUGCUAAGAAGAGUGACAUGAAGAGGGCUAUAGAAAAACUGGACGGUACUGACAUCAAUGGACGCAAGAUCCGCAUGAUUGAGGACCGACCGAGUCAGAGACGUAGAAGUCGAAGCAAAUCCAGAGGAUCAAGAAGUCGCAGCCGCUCACGCAGUCGUUCAAGAAGUCACAGCAGGAGCAGGUCCAGGUCUCGCCGCAGCUCCAGAAGCAGAUCAAAAUCAAGGUCAAGGUCACGCAGUGGUGAGAAACGGAGGUCCAAGUCAAAGUCGAAGUCUCGUUCCAGGGAUAAGUCCCACUCAAGGUCGAAGUCAAGGUCUAAAUCAAAGUCCAAGUCUAAGUCUCCGGUGAGGAGUGGAGGAGAUGAACAGAUUCCUGUUGAGGAAGAUUGAAAUUAAAAAUAUUUGAAGUCAUAUUUUUUAUCAGACAUGCUUUUUUGUUGUUCAGACUUCGGCAUCAUUUUAACAUUAAGGUUUCCACAUGAGAAUUUUGAUUGGCAGUUUCAAGAGCUGCAUGACUCAUAAUCAUAUGUAAAUUGUUGUUUUCAUUCCUUCGUUUCAUGAAGUGUUUUUGAGUGUGCUUGACUGAGUGUGAAAGUGAAUGGUAUUGACUGUAGUUGAGUUGAAGUCAUUUUAAGUUUAGAGUUUAAAUAUUUACGCAAGUCCAGCUAGGCUUCUGUAAAUGUCUACUCCUUUAUAAUUAGUGGAAUUUUAGUUUGAAUUGUGAGUUGUAAAAUCAGUUAACCUGGUAUAUCAUGUGCGCAUACUAAAUACCAGUACUGGAUAGAUAUAAAGAAAAUGUGUCAAUAAUCCUGCAGCUGAUUAUUUCAAAAAGAACUGGCAAUGUAUUCAAAAAACUUGGUAAAGACUUGUGGUUACUUUCUCUGGAGCAAGUCCCUUUCAUUUUAGCUGAUAGUUUUGUGUGUUCACAUGAUCAGCUGUAGUGAAAAACGUAGCCUCAGGCUAGUCCUGAAAAUUUGUGGACAUUUCAGUUACAUGUCCAUAAUUGGUAAUUAUAAUGAAAUCCAUGCAACAAAAUACUAAUAAUUUAAUUCAGCUGAUUAGUGUCAAAUGAUAUUUUGUCCAACUAACGAGUCAGAUAAAACAAAUUAGAAAGGAAUCCACUUUCUGGCAAUUCACAUAAUGGCAUUCACUGGCAUUACAACUUUCUGUUACUCUAUUGUAAAAUGGAUUUGUUAGGUGUGCUAGAAUCUCUUAUCAGUUAUUGACAUUUUGUAAAGAUUUGCUUUACGAUUUGCAUAUGUUGCUAAUCAACAGAGUUUGUCAUGAUCAUAUCAGUUUAACAUCGGUGAUUUUUAUACUUGAUUUUAAGUUAAAGCUUCGCAAAUACUCUUUCUUAGUGUGGUAAUUGACAUAAUUUGCAAACUGUUUACAUGAGAUAAGUUUGAACCUAGUACAUGUAAAUUUGUAUGUCCCCUAAGGAGGGCAUUUAGUGAUCUGUCUGUCCGUCCGUCUGUCUUUCCGUCACACUUUUGCGUUAAGGUAAAAAUGCUCAUGACUUCUAUGUUGCUUUAUAUUUGGUAUGCAGGUGUAUAUGGACAAGGCCUUUCCAUACGCACACAAAAUUUGACCCCUUUGACCUUGAACUUAGGGUCCGCGUUUAGGUUUCGAAAUAUGCGUUUAGGUUUCAAAAAAUGCUCAUUACUUCUAUGUCACUUCAGAUGUAACCUUCAUAUUUGGUAUGCAUGUGUAUAUGGACAAGGCCUUUUUAUACGCACACAAAUUUGGACCCCUUUGACCUUUACCUUGAACUAAGGGUCCGAGUUUAGGUUUUGAAAUCUGCGUUUCGGUUUCGAAAAAGCGUUUUUCGGCGGCAUAUGUCUUGCGAUGGAGACAGCUCUUGUUUUCAUCAUAAUGUACUGAUUUUUGUUGUUGUUGCAAUUGGACUUUUUGGUAACAUAUUGUUGAAAUUAUUGUAAAUAAAACAUAAGACUUGUA
Molecule: messenger RNA, 2747 nt
Organism: Dreissena polymorpha
Lineage: Eukaryota; Metazoa; Mollusca; Bivalvia; Myida; Dreissenidae
Product: serine/arginine-rich splicing factor 6-like
Exons: 10
Coding region: 294-1181 (295 amino acids)
Biological process (GO): alternative mRNA splicing, via spliceosome; mRNA splice site recognition
Cellular component (GO): nucleus; ribonucleoprotein complex; cytoplasm
Molecular function (GO): mRNA binding
Source: RefSeq, a predicted model, not a curated record